UUUUCUGCACUGAUUUGUGAAUUGUGAGUCUCAAAUUUGUGAUAUUUUACUAGAAAAAGGAAGGGAAUUGAAAGAUGGGUUCUGCAGUGAAAGCUUGGAUGGUUGCAGCCAGCAUUGGAGCUGUGGAGGCAUUGAAGGACCAAGGGUUUUGCCGAUGGAACUACACCAUAAAGUCACUGCACCAACAAGGCAAGAAUAACCUGAGGACAAUAUCUCAAGCCAAGAAGAUUUCCUCUUCAUCUGCCGCUGUAGUAUCUGAUAAAGUGAGGGAAUCCAGGCAGACAGAAGAGUCCUUGAGGACAGUCAUGUACCUGAGUUGCUGGGGUCCUAACAACUGAGGUAGAGUCUUGGCAUGUGAACAAUUUGAAGAUUUGCAUGUAUGAGCACGGCUAAGUCCGUUGAGAAGAGAAGAAAGAUCAUUAAUCUGAGCAAAUUUAAGACGAGAUGAUCGACUUUUUGUAAAUUGUAGAGAAUAUAUUGCAACCAAGGGAUAAUUUUUGUACAUCAUAUAUGAUUGAAAUAAAGUGUUUUUAGACUAAUUUUAAGAA
Messenger RNA from Hevea brasiliensis (rubber tree), 548 nucleotides. RefSeq lists its product as uncharacterized. The record is from RefSeq and is a predicted model, not a curated record. NCBI's taxonomy places the organism in Eukaryota, Viridiplantae, Streptophyta, Magnoliopsida, Malpighiales, Euphorbiaceae. Bases 75 to 338 code for a protein of 87 amino acids. The transcript has a single exon.